CAAAAUGUUGUGCUAUUGUCGAUGCCACUUGUGGAGGUUUUAAUUUAGGACAAACAUUCUGAGGAUGUCACAAGUCCUGCUGAACAAAACAUGAAUUUCCUGACAGCCACUGAGGCCCCACAGAAGCCUUCAAGAAGGGAAAAAAGAAGAGACUACUAUCGGUGGGAUCCCAUAAAGAAACCCAAAUUCACCAACAUCAACAUGGAGUCAUACAACAUCUCGCAAACCAUGACAAAUGAGACACAUUUAAUUAUCCCAGAUGCAGCCCACUACAUCAUCGUCAUUCUGUAUGCGUCGGCCACCUUUCUGUCUUUGAGUGGAAACUUGCUGGUCAUCUGGGUCCUGACCAUGGGCUGCAGAACCAGAACAGAUAUCACCGUGUUCCUCAUCAACCUUGCUGUGGCUGACCUGACCAUGGCCAUUUUUUGCAUCCCCCUCACAUUUACUGAGGUUCUCUUGCAACGGUGGCUCUUUGGGGAAUUCCUCUGCCCUCUGGUGCGGUUUGCACAAAUUCUCUCCGUGUCUGUCAGUAUCUACACCCUCAUGACCAUUGGUGUAGACCGUUAUUACGCUGUUUGCCAUCCGCUGAAGUCUCGCAUGGGUCGCUCCCGAAGUAAGAUAUUAAUUGCUGUGAUCUGGAUGGUCUCUUUCAGCAUUGCAUCUGUGCAGUUACUUGUAUCCAGGGCUAAGUACCUGAGUGUGGAAAGUGAAUCUGAAAUGAUCUGUUUGGAAACUGGUUGGCCCAGCAAUACUUACCGGAAGAUCUACACGCUCUUCCUGCUGCUUUUCACUUACAUGCUUCCCCUGUUCAUCCUCACCGUAACGUACUGGAACGUGGGGUUGAGGCUGUGGGGUCGGAGACAACCUGGAAAUAUGGACAGAAACAGAGAAGCUCAGCAAGACAAAUCAAAGCGGAAGGUAAUCAAGAUGCUGUUUAUCAUAGUGGCUGUUUUUGCUCUUUGCUGGCUACCAUUCCACAUUUUCAGUGUUACGUACGAGUUCAAUCCUGCUGUGCUGCCAAAUGAUCCCCUGGAGAUUACUGCCCUUUACUUCUUCUCCCACUACCUGGCCAUGUCACAUAGUUUCUGGAACCCACUCAUUUAUGGAUUCUACAACGAUAAUUUCAGGGCUGACCUGCAAAGAUUGUGCAUUCGUUUCAAUCCAUCCAGAUGCUGCCCUCACAUGUAUGGGGAUAACCUUUCAACCUACAGUGACUCGGAUAUCUUUAGGAAAGAGAAUACCAUAAGUGUGCGUCUGAGCUCAAUGGAAAGUUGUAGAUCUCUGGUCUCCAGGAAGCAACCUGUUGUCCCCACUUCCCGAACAGUCCAAAUUCAUGCUACUUCUGUGAUAUAACAUGCAAUCAAUUUGACUGGGUUCCCAAAGGGUGUUUUACAUGCAGAUGACUGUAAGCUGGUACCAGAUGAAGCUAAUCCUAGCAGUACCAAUUUCUACUUUUGUGUAUAGAUCCACAAAGUAAAGACAACUGGGUUGUCCAGGUCUCUUAGUAAAUUCAGAUGGAAAGAGACCAGCUCAAUGCCAAAAUUGUUAAAAGUUACCUGCCUUGACUUGUCCUUUAUCAGACUCAGCUACAGGUAAAACCAAAUGUAUUGAUACAAAAUUUGGGUAAAUCUCAACACAUUCUGUACAUACGUUAUCUGUUCCCAAGUUUAAAAAUCACAUUUACUGUACAUAAUCCAUUUUCAAUUAUGGUUGAAUGAAAAAAUGUACAUAAUAAAAAUACUAGACAUAAGUAAGCAAAAUAGUUGUGAUUACUGAGCUCUUUGCAUUUGUAAAUACUGAAAAUAAUUACCCCAAAUAAGCAAUGGACUUUAAUUAUGGAUUUAGACAGCAGGAUGUAUAACAUCAAAUUAUUGCUUGGUUUCACACUGGUAUCAUUAUUUAUAAAAUAACAAAAUUGGUUUAAAAUAUAUUUGUUACUUGUCUAGGCUGCAAAGCCGGGUAUCUGAAAAACACAGAUAAUUUGCGAUAAAAUAACUCUAUUGCACGUUUUGGAGAAGCAUUUUCAGUUCAUUUAAAAUGGUGGACUUGUCACAACAGAAAGAGCUGAGAAACUAGCAGUUUCAGUUAAUUCAUUCCAGGAUAACAUUGAAUUCAAAAGUGAGAUGCACAAUUCUAUCCACAACUGUAAAUACGCUGAAAUGUAGUACUUUAUGCUAUUGAUGGAUGCCAGUGUUGCAAACCUCAGCAAAAGAAAAAAUCAUCUAAACAGGACUGUCAACUUCCUAUGCAAAGGAUAUACUUCAAAGACUUCCCAGUUAAUUUCUGAGUUCAAAGUGCAUGAAGCUCCCUUUUGCCUUUUCAGAAUAUGAAAUUAAAUCCCCCUUUGUAUGACUACAGAGGUCCAUUUUGGCAAACAUACUGGUAGAAUGGAAAACUGAUUUUUAUUAAAGGGCUGUGAAAAUCAUCUUUCUAUUGAAGUGACUGCUUUUUCAUUUUUAUGAAUAUUUCCUUUAGGAAACUCUCUUCUAUCGACACUAACGGUGUCCAC
Molecule: messenger RNA, 2509 nt
Organism: Mobula hypostoma (lesser devil ray)
Lineage: Eukaryota; Metazoa; Chordata; Chondrichthyes; Myliobatiformes; Myliobatidae
Product: neuropeptide Y receptor type 5-like
Exons: 7
Coding region: 91-1353 (420 amino acids)
Biological process (GO): neuropeptide signaling pathway
Cellular component (GO): plasma membrane
Molecular function (GO): neuropeptide Y receptor activity
Source: RefSeq, a predicted model, not a curated record